Spirometra erinaceieuropaei is the source of this 26893-nucleotide messenger RNA. Lineage: Eukaryota; Metazoa; Platyhelminthes; Cestoda; Diphyllobothriidea; Diphyllobothriidae. The record is from the annotation of a GenBank genome assembly.
AUGGAUUUUAAAGCAGACGAAAGAGAGGUGUCACCACCUUCAAGAGUCCCAAUCAGCGGUUCGUUGCUAAAUUGCUGCUAUGAUUAAACUUAAAACAUUGAUAUUCAUGUAAAAGACUUGAUUAACGAGAAGGGAUAGUCUUGCAUCAGUGUGCAUAAAGGCACGUGAGGUAAUAUUUUACUGAUUCCAGAUGAAGAAAGUGCAAAUCAUACUGGUGCAAUUCCAUAUAGUCCGUAAGCCGCUGACUAUAAAAUUUAUCCUUCGACUAUGUAUAUUUUUCCUUUACACAGAUCUGGCGUUCAGCCAGAUAGAAUACUAUGGUAAAAUACAAAAGUAAAAAUUAACUCAUACGGAAGCACUCCUUGUCUUUAAACAAACUUUUUGUUAAUGAGCAGGCCUAAGUUUUAUUGGGGAGGUUUUCAUUGACUCUUCCUGUGACAACCGAGGUUGGCAUCCUAGAAAGAGACCCUGUCGUCGACCAACCUGUUGGUAUGCAGUUGCGCACGCUUACUGUCUUUAAUUAGCAUGAAGAACCUUCCCUUACGGGAUAGACCACAGUCACUGAAGAUGUAAAUUGCUAUUGACUGCGAACUACUAAUUGCGUAUAUCGUCGUAAGUCUCCUAAGAUUUCCUUCGCAGUAUUUUGUCGUGAUCGUGACUUUUAUCCCAGUGGGCUCAGUAGAGGAAAAAUACAUGAUUGCCCAGCUUGCAUUAGUGGAAAAGCUCUUCAUUGCUCAUACAAAAAGUGUUUUCCAUCCAUAAUAGCAGGAGGUAAGUGUAGUUUUUGAGACAACGGGGUGUCAGCCAGCCUCGGUCGGCCUGUAUCAGAGGUAUGGCAUUUUUUCAAAUGUAUAGAUAGAAAGAAUAUUCCGGCCUCUGGCAUCGGAGGAAAACAAGACCAGUCGAUGAUGUCGAAAGAUCUGGGGUGUUUAGUUCAUUCGUCGGGUCUCUGUGAUUUGGCCUUAGGCAAAAUUACAUUAAAAUGCUUGUCUCGUCAAACGUCAACUCGGGCAGCAUACAAAAGCUCGGGGUAUUAAAAACCUAUGUAUGUACAUAUAGGCAUUCAAAUUCCGUGUUAUGUGCCUAGGUACUUAAUCUAUUUUAAUGUCUAUACCAUGUGUCACACCCCAAGUCAUUUGGAAAACUUUUAGUGUGCUUUCAAAUUAAAGACUAAGUUUGAAAACCGCUCCAUGAAAAGUCAGUAUGCGUUCUUAUUUUUGCCACAUCCCUGCAUUUUGCAAACUUGUUAAACAUGAAUCUUUAUUUUCUGCUAGGAUCAAAUACCGGACGAUACAGUCUGUUGGUUUUCAUAUUCAUGUCCUUAAAAUGUGCCUUCCAGACAAUCUUAAGACACAUAACAAUAAUGGUUGGAUUAGUUUUGCAAGGUCACUGUUCCCUGAUUUUGGCAAAAUAUUUCUAUAUUAUCAAGAUACAUAAGAGGCAAUUUAUACCCUGAGGUUCCUCAAACGCUACCAAUCCUUGAUCUCACUUAUAUGAAUGCCAAAUAGCGCGCACAGUCUCAUCGGAAUAAUAUGCCAGCCGUAGUAAAACUACCAAGAGCUUAAGAUUUACAACAGCCUGUCGUCGAAAAUCACAUCAAUUUGUUUAAGACUCGCAUACACACUGGGCAAACGGGUGUCACAAUAAAUAAGUAUGUACACGUGCUCUUGCUAAAUGUCUGAUACGUACAUUUGACGCUCGCAUGAUCAACAACCGUUCCUACACGGGAGAAAUAUGCAGAAGCAGGCAAGCACAAUGGCGCACAUUCUUAUCAAAAUAUAGUAUAAAAGCAGAGUGUUUUAUGGAAAUGGGUCUUUUUAACCCAUGACAGAUAUCAACUACAAUGCGAAAAGAACAAGACGUAUUUGAAUAUGCCUUGAACUGAGUGCAUCCAAGCAUCCAUUUAGCGACGUGAUACUUUUGGCGGUUCAGGCAAACAUGAUGAAGUAUUUAGUUUUAAUAUAUUCCAGCCAAAUUUAUCGAUUAAAAGUCCAGCACUGCUAGCUAGAAACACAACACUUGUUAUUAAUUACCCACAAAUCAAAAUUAUGGGAAAUUCUUCGUGGAGAAAAUCAGUAACUUCAUCAAAAAAUUCAAAGUAGUGCCAUCAUGCAGGAUCUAUCUUGGACAAACGUUUAAUCUUCUAUUUUAUCUACGACAAUAUAUAGUGUUUUCGAACAAUAGCUGGUCUUACCAGCUUUUACAUAUGCAGAGCCCAGGAAGAAGAUUUUAACAUCUUUUUGCGCUAUCCGUUAUACAUAUUUUGUUCUUAGUGAAAUUUUUCUUUCGGUUUCCCAAAUACUUCUGAUCCUUCAAUAAGAGCCAACUGAUGAGACGAUGUCCUGCGCAGUUCGUAACUAAUGUUCACUCUAUUCUAGCUAAAGUUCCCUUUGGCUUUUGCAUUUACAACGACGGAAACGUUAAUAGGGGGUUUUUGUCAUAACACUCGACUUUGGGGGGAUUGCAACUAAGGGUUAGAGAAAUAUUCCUAUCAAUUUCAUGUAAAGACUGAUUUUCAACAUCCGCUGAGUACUGAACGAAGAAAAAGGGGAUGGUAUAAGUCGUCACCAAGCUCAUCAAUUCGUUCAAGAAAGUAACUUUUAAUUUCUCAUAAUUUCUCCUCUUAAAAGUGGACGCCCUUAAGUAUUGCUUUUGAUUAAAUUAACAAGCGGAAAGCAAUAAUUUACGCCCUUAAAAGUUAUGCUGAAUAUUCCUUCGAUUCUUCUGUCCCAGUCAUUUUGUUUUAAUUAGUUUCAGAAACACGUAUGAAUGCCGUCAUAGACAAAACUCACAAAAUUAGUUUUAUUUGCUGUAGAAGCGCAAAAAAACAUAUUAAAAUUGUCUGAUCUAAGAUCCAUCAAUUAAUGUCUGCUUUCUACUCGAUAUAUUUCUAAUAACUAAAGCUGUGCUCGUGGUUGGCGCGAUGUACGCCUACUAAGGUAAACCCCGGACAUUCCGCUAUAUAAGUUGCAGUCCAAAAGAUAUUUCUGUAGUUUGCCUUAAUGUGAAGACUGUAGUGGUCCUUUAAUUUGCAUUUCUUCAUCGACAUCAUCUUUUCUUACUUAAAUCGUUGACGGAAAUAUUAUUGUUUGAGGUACCCCCAAUUGUUUCGACUUGUCUGUCAGACAAUUAACCUUUCACAUUUUCGAACUCUCCGAUACAAAAGACACGCAUUUUUAAUGCCCCUCUUCAAGUACACUCCACAGAAGGUCUAAUGGGUGUGCUGGGAGUCUUGAGAUGGGAUUUCCGUCUGGAGAGGACAACAGCCCAAUACUCAUGUAGACAAAUUGCAAUCAACUAAAAGGGCGGGCGCAUGUCGAUUUUACUUGUUUUGCAAAGCGCACUUGUUCCGUAUCCUGACGUCUAGAGCUGUGUAUAGACGACCAUACAGGAAGCACCAGAGUCCAGACUGAUGAGAGCGCUGGGUACUGAGAUAUCAGGUGCCUCGACCACAAAUAAAACUCUUCUCAGCUCUUACCAUCACAUUUUAACUUCCGCGGAAAUACGCAAUCUACAAGAUAGUCAUUACAGUCAGACCAGUAGGUCAUCAGCAACACAGAAUGGACGUUCAAACCGUACCUUGGGAUAAAACCAUGUUUUAAAAAAUGAAAAGGAUAAUGAUAUUUUGCAUUACUGUUUUCAUGGCUCACAUUUCCGUUUACUGGCUUUAUUAGAGAUUAUCUGAUAUACUGUCGGAAAACUUCUAUUUACGACAUAACGGGUUUUAGGACGAAGUGCAGAGGCUUUCAUCUGUCAUUUUUGCUUGCACACCUUUUCCCAUCACUUGUCGAAAAGGUAGCGAGAAACUCUAUUACUUGCAUUGUCGAGACCUACUGCAAUGACCAUAAGUCACUGCUGCAUUUUGUAGAAGGAGUUCAAGGACCUACCAAAGUUAUUCUCAUAUAUGUUAACCACACUCCUUUCUGGUCGGCCCACCUUAACUAUCUGAACAGAGAUGUCUGCUACUUUAUUUAGGCAUAUUUUAUCCUUAAACUUAAAACCUUCGAACGCACAAAUGACGCAGAAACUCUCUAUGCUUACGUGAUUAAUUCCCGUUAGGGUAACUGCUCGUAGUAUUUGGUAGGCGACAUCGGAACUAUUUCUAACGGCGAUCUCUUGCUGUUUGCCAGGUUCAGGCAUCCUCCCAUGGAUGAAAUGCAUUUUUGAGGGUCUUUCUGGUCCUCUGGUUGUUAGUUAAGUGGAGCAGAAAAAGUCCAACUUUGCAUGUAUUUGUUAAAAAAUUAAAUUCUACCGACGCCUCUCCGCUUGUCAAAAGCAAAUUCUGGGUGCGCGCAAAAACACAAAUGCUUGUCAACAGAGGUUUAAAUUCCCCCAUUUUGGACAAGGUACAUCAAAGUCCUAAACUGCCAAUAGGCCGUUUCGUAAAACUCACCACGUCUAUUAGCUAGUUUACAAACCCAUCAAUACUUAAAAGCCAGAUGACCACUCGGGUGUCAUAACCUGCAAAUAUUCAGAAUUUCUGAAGUGGUUAUGCAUCUUUUUUCGACUCGUUAGAAAUGAGAACAGGAAAACGCACAUGCCAAGACGGUAUUUAUCUGUUUUGCCAUUGUCAUAGUCUUGGACGACGUUCCGGGGAGGGUGGUAUGCAUUUUGUUGGUAUUUGUGCACGUCUUGUUUGCGCUGUUUGCCCCGGAUUUGAUCAUAGUGUUUCUGGCAGUUCUGAAGACCUGUAAAGGGACCUAUUUAGUUCAAAGGACACGUACCUGCCCCUUACUUUGUCUUGGUUGUAUUUCAAAAUUUUAAAUAUGACAUGCACCCAAAGCCAUACUGAGCACAGAAGACUUCAACCGUCAGCGCUUAUUUAUGCCAAAACGGGAGAAAACAGGUUGAGGCAAAGUUUGAGAAUUGACACUGUAACAUUAUAUAUUUGACUUCGUCGUUUCUAGCUUAACUGCCAAAACUAUGGUUUGCACUGCUAUGCAUAUUUGUGUGUCAAGUUACAUCUUUUAUUUGUACAAAAGCUGCAAGCAUUGCACUGCAAUGGAUAAUGAAGGACUUCACAGAUACAGUAAGUGCUGAUUCUCAUAAAAUGAUAACCGAAAUCCUGGCAUGCGCUUUAGAUUAGAAACGAUUAAUUAAGUGGGGUUGUGACAGUAGCAAUCGUGCAUCAUAAUCCAAAGAUGAUUCAGUAACGCAGAAUACCGGCAUUUAAAUAUAUUUCUUCUCAGCCGCGUACAAAAACCGCACUUGGUGAGCGUUGACUACUUGAGCAGUAUGUACUUUCUCGUUGAUUAUCGACGACCUUGUAAACUUUGACACAUUUUAUAGGAGGCACUUGAAAAACUGGCAUAUUUGUACUCAGAUUAUAGAAAAGCACACUGUCCUUUUUUUAUAUGCUCAAUGAAAGGCAAUCUUUCAGUUCGAAAGCUUCGACAGGGCGCAUUCAGAAACUAGGUCCUUUUUACGUUUGAUUUGCGUAUUUUAAUGUGUUCAAGUUGCAAUGUAAACAACGCGUUGCCAGAAUACUUAACUUGAAACAUUUCUUUGUUAAUAAAGCGCACAUAUGCAUUAACAUUUUUCUAGAUACACAAUUCCUACUCAUGAGCAGCGAGGGGUAAUGUACGUGCCGAACCUCCCGAAACAUUGGCCGGGCUCCCUAUAUAUGUUUUCAACUGAGAGGGCUACGCAGUUGAUGUUAUAGUAUGUAUGAGCGGAGGACAUAAGUCCAGGCCAAUUCAAACACAUUUAUGUGCUGGAUUUUGAUACAACCAAUCCUAAGACAUCCCAAAAUCCUACUAAGAGAAGAGAUACAUUACAUGGUGUUCAUCGUCCUCAUUAAGCUCGGGGAUUCUGUAAAUUCAUUAAUACUAUCGAGAGUGCAUACAUAUAGAUUUCAUCUACUAUAGGACUUCGGGAAAAAUGGUGGCACCUUAAGUAAUUAUCUUCGUCAAAAUUCACCUACGCCUAUAUAAAACUCAUUUACAAGCGCUUUUGAAAAUAUCGCAGGAUCAUUUGCUUAUUUUGCUCCACCCCAGUUUAUGGGAUGUGACCAUAGAGUAUGCAAAGCGGCAGAGGCAUAUAAGAUAAUGUUGCAGAAAGAAGAUUUGGUUUAGAUGGGCUGCGUCAACACUGCACUGAACUCUUACGAAAACGCGGGUGAUACCUCAAAAUGUACAAGAAUCCGUUGACAUCUUAAGACCAAAACGCUCCUUCGAUGAAGGCGAGAUGCUUUUUCUUUGCUCAGGAUUACAGGACCAGGAAUGAAACAUCGAUUCAGGAAAAUAUUUACUAACUAAUCGAGUGCUGGUGUCCUUCUAUUGAAACUUAUACAGGCUGUCUGGAAAUGUUUUAAAUAAAUUCUUGGUGUCAUAUGUGGACGGAUCCCCGAUUAUGACGCAAUCUAGAUUAAGUUAUGACAUAUUUUAGGCAAUUAUUUCUGUAAACGCAUGCUGAAAAAUGAUGGAAGGCCGCUCACCGAUCGCGCUUUGGGAGUCACUCGUUCUGUUGUAACUUGGAACUCUCUCCCGAGCCCUGCUGGCAACCGGACAUCGGCGCGUAAUAUAGGCAGUGUAGCUUUACCAAAAAAGACAAGGAAAACUGGAGUGGUCACUUUUGGUUUACUAACCAUCUCCAGUCACCCAUACCCACCCCCGAGAUGUGCGACCCCUUGAAGAUCGAUCCGCGGUUAAUUGGUUAGAAGUCCAACGUCUCUAACCGCUGGGCUACGGACUCUUUAUCCUGUCGGUUGCGUUUGGGUAUAUACAAUGCUAAAAUUUCUGUGAAUGUCUGCCUAGUUUCGCGUUAAAAAGGAUCCAGGAUAGUAAAUUUAGCGCAUUGGUGUCUCGCAUCAGUUCAACUUGAUGACUUAUCUCUGAAACAUAAUUAUUUAGUGCAGAGUGCAUCAGAAUUCUGCAAUAUCUUAAAUUAUCGUUUGAAAUAAAAAUGUGUCGGAGAAAAAAAUUGUCCAUUCUAGCCCUCCAGAAGUAGAACCUUCGGUUAUAAGUACUUUUUGACUUUCGCUUGUCGUAAGAUGCUUUUCUCUUUGAUCCCUUUAAUUACACUAUUUGAACGGCUUACCCGCUUUCCACUCGUGCGGUGAUAAUCCUGGAUUUUUGGACGAGCUGUUGGGUAUUCCGGUCUAAGCCAGGUUUUAUAACUUGUAACCACUGCACGUGAAGAUGCUGAUUAAUAAUUCUCUGUCUAGGCAACUUUUUCUCAAAUUCGGCUCCACUAGUGAUUUGUGGCCCAUCCGGAUCGGGGAAAAGCAGCAUAAUCAGCCGACUGAUUCAGAACAAUCCUGGUGUUUUCGAAGUGAGCAUUUCACGUAAGUGUUUCUUAUUGACUUGUCCUUGCCUUGUAAUCCAAAAGCAAUUCCAGUUUUCACUUGAAAAUAAAGCUAACCUGAGAGCGCCGGAAAGGUUUGAACUUGUUAGACAAAGUAGCCUGGACGGAAUUAUUUUCUAAAUUAGUGAAAAACGUCCACUUAAAAUAGGAAAGGGUACUGCGUAAUGUGCUUCGCAAGAGAACUAUGUCGCGUGUUAGUUUGUCCACCUUUUGUGAUUAAUUUAAUAUUUACAAAUUUGUUUUGUAUAUACAUCGACAUUUGCAUGGUUCUCGAAAACCUUCAACAACGGAAGUCGACGUUUGUCACAUUGCAAAAUAUUUGGCCCGUUUGUCAUUUUUCCUUUUAUAGAGGUCCUUCAGGUAGAUAAAACGUCCUGCUUAGUGGAAAAGUUGCUUAAACAAAAAAAUUAUGGUUGUACUUAGGAGCUCUUGUUCUGGAUAAUCCGAUUAUUAUUGCAAAAUCAUCGUUCCACAGACCAAGUAAUUUUCUGCUUUUUUGCUGGACGGAGAAGAAGUAGGAACCGUAUGAUAAGCCUGAAAACGGGUCAGUACGGUAGGCUGGUGAUACAAAGAUGGAAAAUUAUUCCUAUUUUUAAGCUUAAUAACUUUUUCGAAAGCCGUCUUUCGAUUGAAUCUGCGGACGGCUUGUUUAAAUACUUUUUUCUAUCUGUUGCUUAUUGGGCGUCGCGAUCAAGGCGGAGUAAGAGUAAUUCGACGGCUUCUGCCAGAAAGGAUUUAUUGUUAAUCGGUUUCACUGUCACAUGCAGUUAACUUUUUUAUUCGGCGUGAAAUAGAAAAUACCUGAAACGCCGCAGAUAUAAGUACCAGAGCCCUACACGUUCGGUUUGUUAAAGUGAACCAACGCUUGUAUGGCAGGAAGAUGGAAUCAGAAUGUCAGAUUGCCAAAACAUCAACCUCAGCGCCACAUUUCUAAGCAAGUCGAGCAAGACAAAAUGUAGCGCAGAGAUUGCGUAAGUCACUGUCGCAUUAGCGAUUCUCUCAGAAACUGAAAAUGUAACUCUCCAUUAAUGCUUUUUUCCGUGGUUUCCAUAAAUAUAAGCAGUUUGAUCGGUUUUCACAAGAAGAAGGUGUAGAACAAGUAAAAUUGCACACUUAAGCAUUGUAAAAGUAGUUUUUAAAUUAGCGAAUCGCGAGCAUGUGGAUGACGACACCUUUCCCCUGUAAAACUGAUUGGAAUGUAUUGUGUGUAUUAAGUAGUUCAACCAUGCUCCAAAUGUAACGAUAAGUGAAAGGCCCAAAUGUAAUUUUCAUCGAUUUUGCUUACCACAAGGCAAAAAAGGAAUGUUUAUGUUUCAUUUUUCGGUUACAUCCCUUAAUCGAGGUGAUUUCUGACCUUAUGCUGAAUUUCAAAGUGGUGCUUAUAAUUUCAUUUAAAAUUGCUGUGAAUCUCAUAGUGAUUUUUUUGGAAAACGACGUUUUCGGUUUGACUAUCAACUGUGCAAAAAUAGUUUAACUCAAGGUUGGCAAUCUCAGCUAAAUAAAUCCUCGAUUUUGGGACUUAAUUUCGAAAAUACGGCAUAUUUCGUGCAUUAAGUAGUCUGAGCAUACUUUUUAAGGAAAAGAUCGAUUUUCUGUUGACAAAUUUUGUUCUAGUAUUUUUGCAAGUGCUUGAUUUAUAUUUUAACGAAACAAUCCAUUUUACUUGAGGUUUCAAAGCAAUUACUCAAUUCGCAGUCUUCUGUCGACAUUUACAUCGUUUGCUAGCUUUCUGUACGGUCAUAGUUUAAUUCCUAAAAUAAGCUCUGUUUCUUUUUCACAAAUUACAUGUAUCUUUUGGCUGGAUGAUAAAGUAGUAGGCUUUUUAGAAUUCAUAGAAGCCGGGAAAAAAAUACAAUGUUUCAUGUAUUGUCGAAAAUGCGCCCUAUGCAGUCGCACAAUAUCUGAUCAAGCCCACUAUGCCUGACGACCAAAUUAAUCAAUCCUCCAUUAUUGCAGUGCUCACUUGUGGGCAUAGCAAAAACUGCAUUUGUCAUUUAUAGUGUACAAUAUCACUUGCGUCUUCUAUCGUCGACAUAUCUAAUCAAGUCUCCUCAUGAACACUGUAUACAAUAUUAUCGUAUUUACAGGAUGAUUGGCAUAGAUAUUAACCCUACAUUUUUCAUUCAGGGCAUUUUUUGUAGAUGUGAGACCACUCCCUCAUCCGCUCAUCGCUAAAAAGUCUGACGUUUAUACAGCAGGUAGGGGAGAUGUGGAAUUCAGCUGUACCGCCUGUGCCUUUGCAGGGAGAAGACUUAGUCAUUCUGCAGAAAGUGCCGCUUUGAGUUGUUCCUUUGAACUUCUCAGCAAAAGAUUGAUAUUUUCACACACUGAAUUUUAUAUCAUCAAAUUAAAUCCUCGGUUAGGAUUGGUAAUGCUUAUGGUAGCUGAUGGUAAACGUAAAGAUGCGCGUAUCUGGUACGGGCUAGUGUAAAGAGUUCUCUUCCUCACUUUGUGAUCGCGAAGGGAACGGAGAAUGCCCAUACUCUACGAGUAGAGCCACAUCGCCUUGGUAACUAACCACCGUUUGCUUAGACCGCGUUUUUGCCAGUAUAUUCAUUAUCCCCUUUUGAAAUCUCUUACCCAGUCGACUAAUAUUUCCGCGGUGACAUACACUUUUUGGCACUAGAAAGCGAUAAAAACUGUGUCGAAAGUUAAUCAACUAAGCGGAAUACUUAAUGCAUCCUUGAUUUCAAAAUUCACUUGAGAUCAACUGACCACUGUCUCUGCGAAACAGACGACGACCUGUUAAUCAAAGACUUGAGCAUAUACACCGCCUUGUCUUUAUUGAAUCAGAGACGAUAAAAUUGAACUCUACUAAGUGAAUUUAUGGUAGUCUCUCCUGUAAUCAAGUUUCAUUUCGCGUGCCUUUGUGAGAUAUUCGUUUUAUUGAUCUACUGUGGUAAUACAACCGGCGCUUUGAAUGACGUACUUGAAAACCAGCGCGAAAUGUUUAUUUGCAUCCCUCAUACUUUGUGGUAGAUUGGGUAAAACUGUGAUUGUAAACCGUUGAAAACUUAAUGGCCACGUUUCACCUUAAUAACAAGCGGACUGAGAUCCUACAAGACCUUUAAGGUCGGCUGUCUAGAAUUCUACACAUAAACGGAAGAAACAAUCGACCCCAAACCAGACUGCUGGGAACGUUGCAGAUUAUUUUGGUUAAUAGACAAUGUUCAUGACCGGAGAGAGAACCCGUUACGAUCUUAACGAAGACAUGGUAGUUGGCGGUUAAAAAGGCAGACUAUAAUUUUCAAAACGACCCAGUUGGAUUGCAAAGCCGGCUGUUUUAUCGUUCCGCUCCUUCUUUUGCUUUGUUCAUCAACCCCGAUUUUACUAAGCACUCCUACAGUAGAUAGAGAUUUUACAAAAUCAGUGGCGAUGUCAAAAUGCGUUCUAAGGAGGCAAAUAAAGGCGUUCGUCUGAAUCUUCCGGGAUGGUUAGGAUUCUAUCUUACAUGGAACAAUUUCAUAGCAAGUGUGUCGGUUGGCUUUGACGACUUCUCUACAGUAUGGCAGUAAAGUGUGGAGGCUGCUGGUGGAAAUUAAUUGAACUGGCGUGGCUGGAACCUUUCCUAGAGUAGGUCGCCGGGAGGGGACUUGCGUGCACAACAAAUUUUACGAUGCUUUCACUAGCGAUAAUGUCAGCGUUUGCCAGAGCGGUUUAUCUCUCCCUCUCUCUCUUUCACGCAGUCCUAGGAGUAAGGUCUAGGCUGCGAGGUCUUGUUGCGAAUUAACUCUCAAUGAUUCGGAACCUCCAAAGGAUCCGAAAAGAGUUACCGAGUCGACAGAUAAGACCGUUACAAUGCCAGUGGCAGAUAGCGAUUUAAAAGCAUUAUUUUUAGCAUGAAAGCAAAACCUUCGGAGCUGAAAUCUAGGAAGCUAAGGAACAACUCUGCUAUUAGUAAACCAGUGUCGAUGGCUCCUCCUUAGCAAUAUUUGCCGAAGAUAUAGAGCACUAAGGUUGAAAAGACCCACAAAGGCAGUAAGAAAAUAUGAAAGUUUCUUUUAAACGAAUAAAGUAGUAACAUUUAAUGGUGGAAUUGCAAACUGGAUGUGAGUUUGGAAAUUAGUCUGUUUGUGUAUUAGCGUCGGUAAAUUUCGUCGAAAGCGUUCAUAAUAAAAAGACUGUGAUUAGUGCGUUAUCCAGAAGUAUAGCAACAGAUGCAAAAACUUUGACAAAGACGUUGAUUUUCAAUUUAAGAUGUUCAUAAAGUAGGACAGAUAGACGCGUAAGCGGAAUCGCGAGCAAGUGAACCGACAAUCCACCCAAUUGGAAUCCAUAACGCUUUCUGAAACGCAAGUUUAAUGGGAGGCGAGGCUAUCGCGAUCGUAAAAAUUGCUAUUUAUCAUCCGAAUUCUGUAAACGUUCUUCUAUUUUGGCGAGGCAAAGGCUGGAUAGCCAUUCCGUAUCAAUUGGUCGCGGAGCUAUGGGGCCUCACUCGCUUUUACUUCCGGGUUGCCGCAGUGAGUCUGGAUACGCUUGAAGCGUUUUCUCACACAUAUUCAUUUACGAACCAACAGAUGGUUGUCUUGGGAACAUACAAAUUCGAUGCCCACGUGUCCGCUCAAAUUGAACCCAAUCAGAAACCAUACCAAUGACGGGGCAAGCUUUGGCAUACAUUAAGGAGGUUCUAGAUAAGACCGAGCGCGUUGUUACGGAAUAGGGUUUUGGAAUUCCACAAAGACAAAAGCCGCCAUGCACAGACGGUUCAAUAAAAAUCAAGAACCGGUUAAUUCUCACAGAGUGGUCUGAUGCAGGGCGUCGUAUACCGUGCCUUAACUGUUCUAGCAAAUACAGAGGUCAGACAGAACGCGUAUUGGGAUUGCGCAGGCACAAACAUUAACUGGCUGUUCGCUAGGAGGAAAACUUAUUGCAAGCUGCUGCCCAUAACUUCGAAAUCGGUCACUAGUUUAAGCCCACAGCCACCAAGUUAAGCAUCUACACCUUAAUCAAGAAGUUGAGAAUUGACUGAGUCCUGGAUCCCGGGUGAGAAUUCAGCCCACCAAUGUAUCAACCUUGAUGCCGGCCGGCCCAGCGCAGACGUAACGUGAACAAACGCUUAACACCAUCAGGCCAGAAACAAUUUUCCUCUUUCGAUGAAAAAUUGUUUUGCUUUUUGUUUGCGCUGAAAUUAAACUUCCUCGUCACUUCAUGGUUCUCAUCAAUGGUUUUUUUGUGUUCCAUAUCCUCUGUAGACUGACAGAGGUGUUUUGCCUCUCGAUCCUUGUGUCUGCUUUCGAGUUUCCAUUUUUAAUAAAGCUUUGUCUCUACUUAAGUUAAUUCAUUUGUUUUAAAAAUCGAACAAUAGCAAGUUUAUUAUUACCAUCAUUAUUUGUAGACACCACUCGAUCUAAACGACCAAAUGAAAUCCCCGGAAAAGGUAAGUGACUUCGACAGUCUAUUUCGCAGAGUCUUCUGACUUUGAGUGCUUUUCUUUCGGCUACUUAGCCCUUUUGGACACCUGUUGUGUAGUGACCGCAUCCACACUGGGAGUCCGGUCUCCUGAUCAUCACCCAUUCACGUCUAUGAGAACGGAAGAUUGGAGUAGGCAAACUAUGACUAAAAUAUGGCGACACUGUGAUGACAGCCGUUUUGGAUUUACAUGUAUCGGGUUGCGAGUAAUGUGUAUAAGCAAUCUUUAGCAAAUGUCAUCAUACGCGGCGGUAAGGGAAGCUGCCUUUACUAUUUCAUGCUGUUGGCAAGUUACAAAUAUGCUCGUUUCCUCUUGGACAAAAUACACGCACUAAGGUUAAAAUAUGACCGGUCGAUAUCCGCAAAAUAAGCUGGAACUGACCGUUCCAUACUUUUCUCCCUGCUGCUGUUGCUUUUAAAUCGUUUGCUUACCGAAGAUUUAAACUGAUGCAUAUGACCUCAAACUCAGUCGAUGAAUAUUGCUAAGUCUCUUCUACGAAGUGAUCGAACAAGUAUAUAUGAAUAGAGACCAUUUUUUACCAAUGCCGUCAUAUAACGUGAACGCAAAUUUUUGCAGUUGCUUGUAACUUUUGAAUAUACACUUUCGAAUUGCCCUGCUUGCCUACUUUUCCUGCCAGAUUAUUUCUUCAUUACGAAAGAGGAAUUCGAGAGAGCAAUCAAGUGCAAUGAAUUUGUCGAAUACGCUCUAUUUUCUGGGAACUAUUAUGGAACGAGGUAGGCAAAAUAUGCCAUUAGGCUUUGUAAAUAACCCCAAGGUCCACUUUAGGACUGCUAACUUACCUGCUGAAAUACAUGCUAUUAUUUAUUUUCGGGACUUACGAAUGUCCAGUGGUCGUACAGAAGAAAACACUUUCAUUUUUUCCCAGGUCGCGAGUGCAAGAAAGCAUGCGUUGUCUGGUGUGAUAAUUCCAGCAAAUUGUUUCUGUGAUCCUAACUAUCAGGGCGACCCCUUAAACUAGUUGGGCAGUUGACGGACGACGCCACGCUAGUUUAUGUGCCCCGGUAGGGAAAGCCAGGAGCAGCAUUGUCAGCACUGACAAUGCUGACGCUAGACCUAAUCGACCAAAAAGUGACCACUGUCUGAAGUGUGUUCCGGAUUGAAAAGGGCAGAUUAGGCGGCCUUUUAAUAGUCAUUACCAUGCGGCGUAAUCUCAAGAUUUUCCAGGCGCACCUUCAUGCUGGUUUCGAAUAAGCUUUUAUCUGAUCGCCUGCAAAUCCACACUCGAUAAAGCAUGAAUACUCCAUUAGUAUAAAUGUGCCCCAUUUAUUUUCCAUAAUUGUGCAAAUCUUAUUAUGUUUUAUAGAAAACGCGAAAAUCAUAUUGUCUUCUGUGCUCACUUGGUAGCAAAAUUCGGUUGUCUUGAGGGUUAAACGCCAAGAAAUGUAUUUAUAGUUUAAAAUGUUUGCAAUUAUGAAAUUUUUAAAGACUGAGGGGUGCUUAUUAACACAGCAUCGUAGCCAUUCACUUAUUUCUUUUUUAUCAGAUAUACAGCUACGUCCACAUCCAUUUUAAACUUUCAGGAGUUCACUGUGGGGGCUUUAUAGUAACAUGUACAAAUUCAUAAUCUUAAUUGCAUAGAGCGUAUACAGCAUGCGGUUUUGAAACCCUGGACGAAAGAGCAACUACAGGUUAGAUUUACAGUUUUCCUUGAAUUUAAAAAAUUAAUACAAAUCAAGAAGAUACCUUCUCCAUUAGUAUGAUAUUAAGAAAACACGCAACUCAAAACGCUGUAUAUACAGCAAAGUAUAUUCAGACUGAUUGCUUUCAAGUUAACAAUUAAUACCUGGGAAAAUUAAAGUGCCGCAAUUUUAAAAUUGGAGUGUUUGGUAGAAAGUCCAGUGGGAAGGCUAAAAUCCACCGAUGAACCUAAUCCUUCUCAGCUGUGUCAUGCAGCGGCAGAAUAUCAGCUAAAUACGUGUCUGGACCUAUAUUUAGGGCUUGUGCUCUCAAGCAUGGUGUAUCGUGAAGCUUACGUAUGCACAGUAAGUUUGCUAGUUUAUGAAAUGUUAGCCGAAAUUCUGAAAUGCGUUUUUGACUCGAAAACAUUGCUUAAGUAGCAUUGUACUAUUAAUCGCCCCGCAGCAUACUUCGAAUUAUCGUCUUUCCGACCGCCUGCAAAAACUGCAUCCUGCAGAAACUAACUACUUAUAUAGCACGAAUGUUUCUCAUUUAUUUUCGAUGCCCCUAAAAAUUCAAAUAUAUUUCAUAUGGAACAUGCAUAAAACACUCACUCUUUUACUCUUUUGAUAAAACGUUACGUCUUCUUUAAAUAUUAUAAUUGAAAAAGGACAUAAUUCUGCAUUAAAUAGUUUCCAUUUAUGAGACUUUUAAGGCCAUGAAAUGCCCGUUCAUAAAACGCGGUGUCCCUGCAUUUAUUAAUGCUGCUUUUGAAUAAUAUAGUAUAGCUAAAUUCCACCACUAAAUUUUACAAACCUCAUAUAGCCUCCUCUUAGUACCAUAUGGAAAUGUAUAAUUUUCAGCACAUGGGGAUAUACGGAUUGCAGUUUGGAAACGCUGAAUGGAAAUGUAAUGACAGGUUUGAUUCAAAAGUAUUUGGGGAUUUGAAAAGCCUUAUUAACUUGAAUUAUACCCUUCCUUCAAGUUAAGUUUGAACAAGACAUUGUUUGCUAACAAAUGCGUAAAUGAAUGAAUAUUUGUAUGUAUGUUUUCUAGUAAAUAUAUCUAAACUUAUAUAAGUAUCGAAAAUCAAUUAGAAAAAUUUGUUUUGCGUAAGUACGCAUUUCUUGCAGACUGCAGUUUUUGCCGGCGAUCGAAAAGAGGUUUAUUCAAAAGCCAGCAUCCUGGCGUAUUUGAAUUAUUGUACGAUUAUGCUUCAAGAAAGUAAAUAUUUCAACCCUACUUAAAUAAUCUUUUAGAGUCUAAAGCGCAUUUCGGAGUUUCGGUUAACACAUCUACUAUGCUCCUGGCUGCCUGUUGGCGGUUUAUGAAUAUUACGCAGCUAUCUUGGUGCGACUGAUGGACUUCGGCCCAAAUGUCCAAAUCAACUUACAGCCUUAGCCUUGAGAGUUUACUUCAUACCAAAUUUCUCCAGGUUACGGAUUAAUUUCUGAAAAAGUCAAAAAGCCACUGGAAUGAAUAUUGUUGUCAGUGUUCUUACUAAAUGAUAUUGAAUUUUAGGUACCAAUCAUAAAUCAAUGAAAAAAACUCAUACCAAUUAAGAAUUUGGCUUUUUUUGCUAAGUUCGAUAUUUGCAGACGGCCUAAAAGAAAGUCACUCAAAAGCCGGCACUCUGACAUGACAGACUCAUUUUAGGAUUAUGCCGCAAGAUAACAAGUACUACAACUACUCCUGAUUAGUCCUCUCUAGUUAAAAACACAUUACAAAAUUUCGGUCAGCUUUCCAGGAGAUAGGCCAACUACUGUAUUAUGCUUGCAGGGCGGAAUUUAUUUUGCGUUACAGCUCAGUGUCUACAGCUCAAGCAGGCGGUUGCGUAGUGACUAACAGUCGAUAAUCGACUUUAUCAGUUUUAAUUUUCCAUUUCUGGACUGCCCAUUUUUCGUUGGUUUCUCCGGCCCAAACUCAAAUUUCGUCAGUCACAUUCCCCAGGGUUUAAUUGUUAGAAUUGCGCACGAGGGACCCGUCAAGCCUAAAGGUUUGUUCUGCAAAUUCUAAUAAGCUUGGAACGACUGGCAAAUCUUGGGAUUUUAGCACCACGAGAGUUUUAUAAUCGGAUACGUAUGCGAUGAAGUCUAACAGUUAGAUUCCACGAUAAAACGACACAUUCUUUGAACGAUGAAGUUUAGACAAUUAAUAAGAAGUAGAAAGAGUUUAGGGAGCGCACUGUAGCCCACCGAGUGACAUAACAGAGCGAUCUUGUGAAAACAACAAAAUUUGGAUUUUUGCCAAACUAGACAAGUAAGAAGAUCAUCGUUUUUAUUUUAUCUUCUAAGAACUUUUUGCAUCUAGUCGCGCAGAAUAAUCAUGCCACAGAUAUUUUGUCUCGUUGCUGAAAAUACAUUUCUCCCAACCCUCAAAUUCCUUAUUUUGCUAUUGAUACUAUGCAAACUACCUCAUACAGUUUGCAAUCUCAAAAAAGUAAGACAUCUCCCGUUGCUUAUGAUGAAAGAUAAUGAAUCAAUGCUAUUUAAAAUCAUGCGUCUCUGUUCGAGUCCAAACCCUCAAACUCUGCAAUUUAAGCCUGCUGAUCACCUAUUAGGUUAACUUAGUAACACCUGCCGGUGAAAGGAACUAAUCACCAUUACCUUCUUUCCAGCUCUGUAGACCGCUCUAUUGUAAAGUUUGUGAUAUUUCUGAUGUGAAUGCUGGAGUUCGUCAUUGGCGCACUCCAGAGGAUUUACAAAUGGUAAUUAAUCAAAUAUUCAGGGGAGUACUGUGGCUUGUCGUUUUUAACUUGGCAUCCCAAUCUGUUUAAUAGUAGAAGGUAAUCAAAAACUUCUUUGUUUUUGUAACUUUUAUGCAGCAAAGAACAAAUGCAAAAAGUCAUCCAACGGGGCAAAAUUUGCAUUUUCGAAUUAGAUAUUCAAGGCGUGGAGCAAAUAAAGAAGACAGACAUACAUCCCGUCUACAUUUUUAUUCGUCCUCGAAAUUAUGCUACCUUGGUAAGUCACCUCUACAUGGAUUCCCCCGAUAUUACUUGAGAAACCACACUUACGCCGUUUUCUACACCGUAUAUUUCACUUAAUAACGAAUCAUUUUGGAGAAAAUGCUGUUCUAACUUCAGAAGAACGAUCUACUCUGAAAAAACGUGAAACGCUUAAUUCCUCGAUUUGAAGUGCAUGCAUUAACUUUCCCUACUCAAAAACUGCAAAAACGUUUUGCACAGAGGCUCCACGGUAACGCGCAAGCCCACUGAUAACAACAAUUUCGAAGCAAAAUCACUCCUAGCUGGAGUUCUCAAGGAUUUUUCGGCUUCGCAUUUAAUGGCAGCCUUUCAUGCCCAAAAACAAGAAAAGGAAACCGUUUGACAAACAUCCGGUCUUUUCGGUCCUAAGUCUCUUUAGUUUAGAGUUUCCUUCUGUCAGACGUUCCCCCAAUUUCUGGCAUUUGGUCCUUUCUCAGGCUUGUACUGAGGUUGGCGAGAUAGCAACCUCGGUUCAACUUCCCUGUGAAUGCUCCUAAUUUUAAUUUAUGUUUAAAUCCCCCUGCAAGUCACAGUUUGAAGUCAAUUUAAUUUUUUACCACUCAAAAUUACUGUAGCCUGCCGGUGGAUGAAACACUUAAUGUAUAGAGGAAUGCUCUCCUGCGUGUUUCCUUACAGCAGUGACUUGUUUCACUUUCCUACAAAAAUUCAAUGACAGUGCUUAGUUAAUCAAGAACACGCUCUGCCUCUUAAUGAUCAUUUUGACCGACUAGAAUGGAGAGCGUAUGGUGAGAACGCGUUUUUGUUAACUGUAUAAAAAAGUUCUGAAGAGGCUUAACUACGCGCUCUUGUUUCCAUUUUACAGGCGGACAGACUAACGCAAAACGAAAAUAAUAUGUAUUGACCGAUAUUUUGUCAUAUCCUGGACCGACUAAUUAAAAUUCCCAACAAUCAUUUACAAUACCAGACUGGUUAAUAUAUGCUAUAACAGACAUGGUCAAGUUCUCACCUAGUAAAUACCGUAACUUAGUUGAAAGUAAACUUUAUUUACCAAUGCAGAAGGCUUCAUACAGCUUCUGCAAAGAAAACAAAGGUCACUAUUUAGCUAUUCAAAAAUGUCACGUCUUAAUAUAAUCUAGAAAAGAUUCCAAACAAAAAGUUGUCAAUAAAUUACCCGAAUUUCCCUCUAAUGUGGCAUUAUUUACAUCGGUACCAAUAUAAACUUAUUUCUUAGAUGGCAUUUACAGUUAAAAUCUGUAAACUCGCCAUUUACGUCUUCUGUGCAUGAAACAAUAUAAGGGCGUGCAUGACAUAAAUCCCACUGAAUUAUUUCGAAAAGAAGGCAGUGCGAGCUUUAGGAGUAUCUCGUAUCUGAGAACGUUUAAUGCCGCAUCAGAAAUGCAUGUUAAAUUUGGCGCAUAUUCUGGAUUCGAUAUUUUAAAGUCAGAUUUUAUCAAAUGAUUUCAACAAGUUUCGUAUCGUCUUAUGUUAACAGUAGUCCUAUGCAGGUGUAAACAUUGUAGAUUAAUUAGAAGUAUCUGCCGUGUUUUCAGCAUAGAUAAUUGGGGAGAGCGGUUUCAGCUAUGCUAAUCAUCCGAGAACAAAACUAAAAGCAUAAACUAUUCGUUUCCUAUACUAGGGAUAUUUGCAAUAAUAUUCUUUUAAAAUGUAUGACUAUUAUUGCAUUCUCCCACAACUAGUCGCAAUUCUCUAUGCAAACGUUGACAAAAGUUGACAUAAAUGACCACCGGCCAUCUAAAUCUCGACGUAACUUUAGAUCGUCUCUUUCUGAAAGCUAAGCUUAUUUAUUGGCGCCCUUUAGCUAAGACGUAACGCAUCCAACAUUCAUAUAACAGUGCAAGUAAUGUAUGGCAGCAGUUUCAAGUAGAUGAAAAAUGCAGGGAUUUAUUUAUUCACCAAAUUUUCCUUUAUGUAUUGUUUUAAAACCAGAUACAUUAAGUUAAAUUUGAUAUAAACAAAUGACUAGUAAUAUGCUGUUGUGAAAAGCCAAUCAUAUGCUUUGUGUAUGUAAUAAAGCCGCCAAAAGUAAUAACGCGUAUAUUGACUUCGAUGGCAAAAUUUCGAUUCUGAUGGAAUGUCGCCUUGAAUUUUAUCUCUGACACUUUCAUUUUGUUACAUGUGAGGUAGUGAUGAGAUACUACCUGAGCAGAGCUUUUUUUCACAUGCGUCAGAUUUAACCCAUUUUUAUCAUACUCAAUAAUGUGCCUCCUGCACUCUUUUUUCGUUAAAAUGCCCAUCCAAUGGUCACAGAUUGGAAAAUUCGAAUAGAAUGCAUAUGUAGGCUUCUGAUCUUGGAAAUACAUAAGCGGGGGUGAUUUCCUAUAAGUGGCCUCAUACAUGGGUAAAGUGGAUUCAGAGAAAGGGACCCACCUUCUCCCUGGCGCCGACUGGAAUUAUGGUGUUUCAUCCUCCCCCUCCCCUACCCUCCCCUCUCCAAGCCCAAGCUACAGAUUAAUUAUCUAUUUGCCCCUAUCUUUUGCAUUCUUUACAUCAAUAGCCAUAUUAAUCUACAGGCCUGAAGAGAAUUUAUCGAAAGCAGACGUAUGCUCGCCAAAUUGCCUUUUGAAUUCAGAGAAAGUGACAACUUGUUUACAAGUGCUCGUAAACGGUUUGCAAGCGCUUUCUAACCAGGCAUAUAUAAAAGCAAUUUCAUAAAAUUGUUUGCUUUUAGGAAAAGCGACUGCGAACAAACUCCGUGGAGUCUGAAGAGCACAUUCUUCAGCGCUUGGCCGUCGCACAUCAGGAAAUCCAAUAUGGUAAAUCGAGCAACAGUUUGAAUUAAAUCAUGCUGGCAUUGCGGGGCAUUUAUAUCUCACUUCUGUAUAUAAAAAUGAGUGGACAAAAACAGACGAGAAAGGUAAUUAAUCAUUUAAAACUCUCUUUAGUCAAAACAUCCGUCACCGCUCAUGUAAAGGAAGUUGGAUAGGCUACUUUUACUUUAACACAGGCGCAAAUACAAAGGAAAUAGCGACAACGUACACAAAAAUACCGGAAGAAAGCGCAUCUGCAGACUGAUUUUCAAUCAUCUCCAUUGAGCACAAUUUCCAGCGAAUUAUUUCUAAUAUGCAGCACUUUAGCCUACAUGACCUAUUAGGCUAAAAUGCAGACAUGCAUUUGUAUAGCUUGGUCCCGCCUUUCCAAAUAGCAUUUUUAUUCUGGCAACACGGUUAAGAAAUGAGAAGAUUGCAUUACUGCGUUCCUAACUAAUUCAGACUACAAUAACCUUUGUUUCGAACUAAGCACACACUCCAUGUUGCCCAUAAUAUUGUUCUAUACUUAGAUUGAUAAGUAUAUUUCGGAUAGUCUGCGCUUAAAUACAAACGUUUAACUAGCCCCGACCCGGAUAAAAUGACAGUUGAUGUCCAUAUCAUCCUGAGGUUAACUACAGGUGCGCUGAAUAAGGGCCGAGGACAAGCUCUUGAUUUGGGUGAACAGUUGAUUAGAUUGAUGGCGCGUUACAUUGUAGUGUAUUGCAGCGUCGUUUCGAUUUUGACGAGUCAGCGGUUAAGGGGUAAAUAAGUAAAAUGGAAUUAAGUGAGAUUUGGGUCUCUUAAAACACUAGCGCAAGACGAAAAGUGUGAAGAAUCUUUUUAUACCACUUCUGGAAGUCGAAAUUUUACCUAAUUUUCAUUAAACCUACGUCGCCCAUUAGUAUUACUGUUUUCACAGCAACUGUAAGUUUGCGUUACAAAGUCAAAAGACUGUAUACCUUCGUGCCGAUGCACUUAUUUUACAUUAUAUGCAUUCCUGAAUUAACGAGACAGCUUGUGUAACCCCUAAAUUGAAUAUGUUUAUCCGUAGAAUCGAUGAUUGUGUAUAACAGUGAGUUCAGGUUUGCAGGUCGUUUUAAAUGCAAUUAUUUUGUGCUUAUUUGACGAAGAUCAUAUGCCGAUGUCAGUAGCACGACCAUAUAAAACGCAUUUUUCAAAAAUAUAUAUUUAAGUAAAUAGCAUUUGCAAUGAACUGCAGAUUAUAGUAGGUGACCAAUCUCGCAAAAUAUUAACUGAAAUACUGAAAUGUGUUCUCCAUUAGAAUGGGUCACUUUGUUGGGUCUGUAAUACCAAUUAUUGUCCAUCAUAAGCCCAGGAUGUUUUGUUCACGCCAGGAUACCGCUCUUUAAGGGCAUCCCUUUUCGAUCGCUCAGAUAACCGACUCAAUAAGAAAUGACUACUUCAGCAGCCCGAUUUUCUCCUAUAUAUUUUCGAUGUUUUUGGGAAUUUAGGUCUAUUUUAUAUAAAUCACGAACAAAAACGUCAUUUCUUGUGCUCCUGUCGUGGCAAAUGAAAGCAUCUUCAAACCUUUUAGUUUUCGAAGACGCUGUGAAAUUCCACAGUAUUUUGAACUCAGUCUUCUGCUCCCGUCGUUUAUAGGAUUUGUAGUCAACAGGUUUACAGUUUCACUGCAGGAAAGAUCAUAAAUUCAACCAAGCUCUUAAGAAAAUACCGUAUCGUCCUCGGGAAAUUUGUCAGUUGAUGCAAAGUAUGAUUUGUAGUUUAUAAGAGCGCUAAUAAAACAAGCGGACAAACGUUAUUCGAGAGGAAGUUUCAUGGCCUUCAAAAGUCGCUAAGUUAUCAGCAUUGUAAAAUCAAAACAAAGCUCUUCAUCAAGUAUGAAAUUUAAAGAAGGCGUUAUUUUUCACCAAAUAAAUGCAAAAUAGGGCUCUUGCAACUUGUUGUCUGCAAACUGUAUUUGAAAUUUCAACUGCACUGAAAAUCGACGGAAACUUUCCGCAUUAUUAAAGCGGUCAUUUUUUAUCGAGUGCGGUUCAUAUGGGCAACGGAUAAGAGAUGCAUUCAACAUCAAAAUUCUGGGGUGGCCAAAUUAUUCUGCGAUUAGGACGUACAAUAGUGGAUAUUACAACCCCACUAAGGCAAUCCCCGCUAAUCGGAAACGCAUUUCCUAAUUUCGGUUGGCACUUUAUGAGAUUGACAGCUAACAGAACCUUUCUGCGGAACAUGCUUACAUGCUUACUUCGUUUUAAAAGAACUAAUGUACGAUUUCGAAAUGUUAAAAUGCCCGCAGCGUAAAAAGCUUAAGAUCAAAGACUUAAGAUGAGGUGAAACAUUUUUUAAGUUUUGCAGACGUUUAAUCGAAGAGUCCACUACAACCGCUUUCAUUCUAUUUUCAGCCUUGGAGGACGAAAUCUUCACCAAAGUCGUCAUAAAUGACAAAAUCGAAAACGCAGUGAGAGAUAUUGAACUGUUUCUGAAGCAGGUAGUUUGUUAGCCCCAGAUCAAACAUUCGUAUUCUUAAUGUGCCCACUUAUGCGUAAGGCACAAAUUUGUGGAAAUCUCUCGCUGAUAAAACUCACAAAAAUGAUGUAAACUUUGGUCGACUAACCUGCCCACCAAAGCUUACAUGCCAUGAGGAGGACCGAAAAUGGCCAUAGGUAUUUCAAAGCAUGUUUUAGCAAUUCUAAAACAAGGACAACUUUGUCAGUUGCUAAGGCAUAUGAAGACUUCGCAAGCAAUAUUUUUGAUCGUUUUUUAGGAACGGUUGUUUAAUUCUGUUAUUUGACGGAUGUAAGCCAAAGCAACGAAAAUGUAUCGAUUACUAAGGGGCUCCUUCUCCCGUAUAAGCAGUUUUCACUCAAACAUACUUUAUUAGGUUGGAUGCUACUUUAUUCCCAAUAGUGGCAUGUCUUUGACUUCCUGUUUCCAAGGCUUCACAGUUAUAUGCAGAAAACCCAAAGCGUCUUCGGGGUUUUGUCAUGAUAGCCAGUAUCAUCUAUCUUGCAGUUUCCGACGGAAAGUUUCAUAGUAGCAAAUAAGAAAGAAGGCUCUGAAAGAUAGGUUUAUUACGGUUCUGACCUUUAAACCGAUACUGUCAGUCCUUUGUUCUGAGUCGCCGGUGAACAGUUGGGUAGCAUGUCUCGCUUUCUGUGAGCUAUGGUCGAAACUACGACGAUAGUGCACAAAGUGUAAUUUCGCAUCUUUGGCGCAACUACAGUCGAUUGUCGUUUGCAAGAUCUGAUGCGCUGCAGGGAGCGUCACGUAACGACAAAUGGAUGUUCUGGUUGCCUAUCUGGCCAGCAAAGUUUUUUCCAGAGUGGCCUUUCCUCAGCCAGUGCUUUCGGUAUAUUUAAAGGUAGGCGUGCUUUUAGAGGUGGCAGGAAAUGUGUUACUCCACUGAUUUGAGGCGUUCUAGCAUGCGUAUUUGCAGUUGUCUACGGUAAUUAUAGAGUACUGAGAUUCUCAAACUUCACAGUGCCUUAUGGGCUGGCCUCAGACGCUGUCCCCUGGCAAAUGGAACGGUUUUACAAAAGUGGGACAGUUAUUUCGGCAAUACGCUCGUCAUUAUAGAACGGAAAAUGGCCCUCUUAUUUCAUUAAAUGCCGCAUGACAGCAUUUAUGUCUAGGCGUCCUCGUCUGCGUCAGUAGACUCUGAAAACAACGGUGUACAUGAAAGCAAAUCCCACACACAUGUAUUGGGUCACUGCGGUAAUCGCUAAUAUCACACAAAGUGCUUUAGUGCAAAUCCGAUACAGGGGAGUUGGCGCACACCCAGAGUACGCGGUGAAAAAAAUGGCUGCAUCCCAUUUAUUUCGGCUUCCGUUCGCGACGGGCAGACGUGGCGCAAAUUUUUAGAAGGAAACUGACUAUCCCGGGAAAACGGUAGGUUGUCAGUAGAGAAACUGACGCGUGCUGCCAUUUCUCACCAGGUAACCAAAACCACCGCCCGUCUAUCGGAGAGGCGAGACGACAGGAAUAAACGAUUUGUUGAUAAAUUAAGAGUCCUGAGAAUACCUGUCGGGGGAAAAGCUGACAUUUUGUUUAUCGGUUUCAGCUGAGUCAGGUACUUUGGAAAGACCGAUAGAUGACUGUAAAUACGGGUAAAGGAUGUGGCAAAACAACGGAGAGAAUUAAGUCCCUGGUAAUUAUGGCCGAGAAUUCUAUUGCUACUUCGUACGCCGUCUUCGAGGAUCUCGCAAGCAUUUGCGGGGGAACAAGCACAAGAAGAAGGGGGAUAAGCAAGCUGAAAUUUCAUUUGACAGGCACUCGAAAGCAACAUCAGAGAGAGCGAUAGAGGGAAAGAGCGGCAGAUAUGGGUAACGGACGUGCAAAAGUCGCAGUAUUUAUACGAUGCAAAUGCUGUGCAACAGUAGACCACGACAAAAUAAUCACCACUAGCAGUGUUUGCAGAUGGCCUAACUUGGUGCGGUGCUUAUCUGAGCGCCCUCAUCUGAAAUGUUAGCAACCGUCAUUUCUACCGAUCGUAGCGCUUGGUGCGAAAAUUUGGCGGCCAUUCGAAUAGCAAGCAUCACCACUGGAGUCAGUGUGUAGCGGCCGAGGAAGUCAAGGGUAGCACACACCAGAGAGAGGAAACGCAGAUGAGAACUCCUGGCCGGGUUAGACCCUGAACGGAACUGUUAACACUUCUUGAUGCUCAUCCAUACACCGGGGAAGAAGGCAGAUCGAGUAAUGGAAAUAGUGUAAUGCAUAACGCGACAAGCAAGGAAAAUGUGUAUAAUAACUGUUAACAAUACAGGGGGAUGAGUUACAGCUGAAGAAUAACCUGUCUGGGUGAAGAGGCGAUAUCGACAUGCCAGCUAAAUAACCGGUGGGGAGCGCAGCGCUGUGGGCAACUGCAGGGGAGGGCCGAGGGAGUGCCGAUGUUGUGAUACGGAGUGCGAGGCGAGCGUUACGAUACGGUACGGUAGGGGAAAAGGGAUCGGCGGAUGAGAGAGGAAGGGGCACCGGCCAUCUUCGCUGACACGCGGUUACGCCAUCUCCACCCUAGGUCCUCGCGCGGAAAAGUGUCACCUCAUUCAAACAACUCUGUCCAAGUCCAGGGGCGUUACAAGUGUUCACCCACUCACACCCGCAUGACUAACCACCCCACAGGCAAACGAUUAGUACUGGACAGGGCGCGGGGUAUACCAAUGACCUUGACGCUGGACUGUGGGCUUGAGAAUGAUAGUCAAGUAGUUCGUGACUCACGCGUUUGUCACUUCUUGCGGGAAUUUCAGCCUCUUCAAACACGACGGGGUGCGCGGGCCACGUUGGGUGGGUCAGGACUUGAGAAUUGGCGUCAUUUCUUCUCACUGUUGUUGUGGCUGUGACCUUCUGCGUCCAGAGUGAUCGCCCAGUUUGUAAGAUGUGGUUUGGUAGCCCCACCUGAUGGACACAAUACUGUUGGGGUCAAGGGUUAGAGUUAGGGUUAAGGGUCGUGGUUUGGGGUUUGGGUCAGGGGUAGGGUUUAGGAUUAGGGGUUAUAGUUAGGGGUAAAGAUUGGGUUUAGGGGUUAGCGCACUAUUUCUCAACCCUUCGAAGUACGACCGCGCACUCCCAAUAGCUUUUCUUUUGCAUACAACCACUUGGCGUCGUCGUCUGUGCGUUCCCCGGCCCCACCUGUAAAAAGCCCUAUUAUCACCGGUCCCGUAUUGGAGGUGACUGGGUUUUGUUUACUUCAGGUGAGACCACAUAACCACAUCCAAACGCCCAACGUAGCUGUUUUCACUAUAAGUGUACCAGAUGCAAAAAACAACUCUAAACCUUUCAUGUUGUGGCAGUGGAUCAUUCGGUUCCAUGGUUGUCUCCGAUCCUAGUGUAACCUCAACUCUGUAAACUCUCAAGCAGACCGAUGUAAACAAUAUCCGAGAGCAGUUUGGGACUAAAAAUUAGCCAAGAGCAAUUGUCGACAAGAGUCUAGGUUUCCAAGGGAACAAAAAUGAGAGACCAGAUAACGCGAUCCAUAAUAAUGCAUUUCAGAAGCAAAAACCAUCCUUGAGUUCAUGGGAAACUCCCUGGACAACAUGCCUGUGUUCCUUACUAGGCCUUGCCGAAUAUUACCUCCAGGUGGCACAUUUAACAGACAUGUCCCCAUCAAGGAGCAUUUGUUCGUCGUCUUCCGACUACGCCUCACUUGCGAAGAAGGCACGCCCGUUGAGAAAACCAGUCAAAAACGACGAACAACCAUGCGCAUGUAACAAAUGGCCGUAUGCGGAUAGGAGUUGAAUUCAAAGGUUAAGGUAAAUAGCAGCAAGACUGACGACAAACGCCAAGACGGCUAUUAAGACUAAGCCUGAUAGAUAACACUUUGGUCGAUCGCACCUACGGUUAAAGUGGGUUUGAACCAGCACCAACAAUCAAAAUCACGGGAUAGAAGGAGACGUAGAACCGUCGGGUUACAAUACCAUAGACUAUGCCUAAACCUGUCGAAAAUUCCCCUAGAACUAAAUCUUUACGACACAAAUGGUAUUCACAUCGACUUAUAAAGUGGCAGGCAUUGUAGUCACUUUCCUGCUAACUUUAGAAUUAUGGUUAACCGCUGGAUUUGCCCAUCGGAUUAUGAAGAACGUGAGUUUCUGUUUUAAACCUGUGGCGAAAGCUACGUUCCACUCUGAAGCGAACCGGGCCUUCAAAAGUGCAGUGAUCUUAUUUGACCUUUUAUCAAUGAGGAAUGGCUGAAGGGUUCUGGGGAAUUUGACAUAUUGGGCAAGGCUUCGUUACAGUUUUUUUCCUAACGAAAUUUGUCAACGAUAAAAUUUUUUAUUGUCUCAGGAUGAGCGCUUUGGAGCCUAUUUCAGCAACCCUCGAUCCAAAGGCGACUUCAUUCCAGUGAAAGCCACUUGA